AUGUUGAUUACACAAAAAAUAGAUACUCCUGAAUAUCGAGCUUUAUUAACGCCAUCUUUAUUGAAGUUAGCCAAAUUAUUUAAAGCUAAUCAAUAUGAAUUACGUGUGGCCGGUGGUGCCGUAAGAGAUAUUUUAUUGGGCAUCAUUCCACAUGAUUUUGAUUUUGCUACAACAGCAACACCCGAACAAGUUAAAGAUAUGUUCACAAAAGCGAAUGUAAGGAUGAUCAAUACGAAUGGUGAAAAACAUGGAACAAUAACAGCACGAAUUGAUGAUAUCGAAAAUUUCGAAAUAACAACAUUAAGAAUUGACGUUACUACUGAUGGACGACAUGCCGUUGUUGAAUAUACACAAGAUUGGCAAUUAGAUGCUAAUCGACGAGAUUUGACUAUAAAUGCACUUUUUCUUGAUUUCGAAGGAACAGUCUAUGAUUAUUUUCAUGGAAUUGAUGAUCUUAAACAUCGUCGGAUUCGUUUUGUUGGCGAUGCUAUUCAAAGGAUUCGUGAAGAUUAUCUUCGUAUUCUUAGAUAUUUUCGAUUCUUUGGACGUUUUGCACAUGAGAAUGCUGUACAUGACGAAGACUCAUUAAGAGCAAUCAAAUGUAAUGCUGGUGGUUUACAAAAUAUUGCUGGUGAACGACUUUGGAUGGAAUUGAAACGUAUCGCCGAAGGUAGAAAUGGUGGUCCGGUAUUAAAAACUAUGCUUGAACAAAAUAUUGGGCAAUAUCUUGGUAUUCCAUCUGAUGCUGAUCUUAAUCAAUUUGAAGAUCAUUGGCAACAAUGUUAUCAAGCUAAUCCACAUGCAAUGACGAUAUUAACAAAACUUUUUCGUGAUUCAAAUGAAAUAGGAAAAUUCGAACAACGUAUGAAAUACUCCAAUGAUUGCCGUCGAAUAUCUCAAUUAAUCAUCAAUAAUCGUGAUUCAAUAUCGAUUCUUGAUUCGUCAUCGGUAGAUCCAUCGAAACCGUACAAAGAUUUACUGGUCGAUAUGGCUAUACAAGAUCCAACAGCAAAAGAAAAAAUAGUCGAACUACUUAAAUAUCAACAUUAUUUAGCUGAAGCUCAACAGUUAUCUGAUUGGAUACUACCACGUUUUCCUGUUUCAGGUGAAAGCCUUGCAUCGAAGGGUGUUGAACGUGGACCAAAUUAUAAAAUAAUACUUGAUCAACUUCGAGAACUAUGGAAAAAAUCACAUUUUCAAGCUACAGAAGAUCAAUUAAUUAAUGAAGAUCUACCCAAUGUAUUAGUCAAUUUAAUUACUACAAAUGGAGCAUCAUCGACAACUACAAAAAAACACACUGGCACAAAUUCAUCAAUAUCUUCUCAUCCGAAAAAAUCCAAGCAAACUUAG
Messenger RNA from Rotaria socialis, 1350 nucleotides. The record is from the annotation of a GenBank genome assembly. NCBI's taxonomy places the organism in Eukaryota, Metazoa, Rotifera, Eurotatoria, Philodinida, Philodinidae.